UCGGUCGCUGUGGUCAAGAAUCGAUGAACAGCCGACGCCAAAAACCUACCGAUCGUCGAUCGCGGCUCAGUCGGACGCGAGUAUUUGCGCAUGCAAGAUCACGCAAAAUUUAUCUCCUACAGCAAGUGAUAGAACCACUUUUGCCCCCCAACAGUCAGUGUUUGCGAGCGGGUUACAGUUGAUGUUUGCCGCAGUGAUAGACAUCAGCUAAGCCCAACAUGACGAAAGCUGUAAAUGCCGGCUGGAAGCUAGAUAGUGACGAUCGAGCAUGCUACAUCGAGGUGGACGAGGAUGAAGCGCUCGAGAACGAUACCGUUGGCCAGUCGGAUGAGAACGAUUCCAAAAAUGAUGACCCGGACCAUGGCUGGACGCAGUGGAGUAAUUUACCGGAUCAUAUUCUCGAGCGCAUCUUCUCCCAUCUCACCAUCAAGGAGCGGUACUACGCGAGCCUGACCUGCUACGGAUGGUACAGGGCGUUCUAUCUGCCACACGUGUGGUCUAACUUUCUGGUCGAGGAUGCGACGCUUGGGCGGAUGCGGUACAACUACUACUCCGGCUGGCAGCCCGUGCUCGAUCACUCGCGCCUCCAGAGCUGCCUCCUGUCCGUGGGCCAUCUGAUACGCGGGCUUGACUUCCGGCCGCAAGUCAGCUUCAACAACAUGUUCCAGUUCAUGUCGCUCAUCUCGUGGGCCAUGGAGCAGAACGCACGGACCAGCGGGUGUCCGCGGGAGUGGGUCGGCUGCGGUUCGCGGAUCCGUUCGCUCAAUUACCUGUUCCCGUGCAAUAUGGCCCUCAGCGAAGAUCCAGAGUCAAUCAAGCUGUUCGGUACGGGUGGUCAGCUGCUGGCCGCACUCAAGCGGCUCAUGCUUUGCCUUACCAACCUGCAAUCCCUCUCGCUGGUCGACCUCUUUCUGGAGCGAUACGAAGCGAACCAUCUGCUGGACGAGGUGCUCGAGUCCUGCUGUUUGGUGCUGCGUCGGCUCUGUCUCGUCAACGUUACCUCGCACCACUGUCCCAUCAUGCACAUCGGACUGUUUCUCAAUCUACAGGUGCUGGAAGUCUCCCCGCAGAGCAUUGACGACGACGUACUGACACUGUUGGCCGAUUCCAAGGUGAAGCAUCUCACCCUGCUACAGAAUCGCUACACACCGCCCGCCCUAGCCAUCAGUCCGUGCUCCGCGAAGGCUUGGCUGACGGUUCGACGGGAUAACCCGAAGCUGCGGGUCCACCUGCGCGUCGAGUCCGCCACCAACGCGGUGAUCCUGCUGCAGCCCGAGGCUCCGGUUGCCAGCAUGAUUUAUCAGACGCCCAAAACAAUGAUUACUUCGGACCAGCUGGUAGCGGCCGUCGAUGCCUACAAGUACACGCUAACCGUUUACGGGCACGAGCAGCUGCCGGUGGUAGAGUCGCCGCCGGACGGCGAGUUCCAGGAACGACCGGACAGCUUGCUCGUACUGCUCGCACGCUCCUGUCCCGGGCUGAACGCGCUGAUGGUACGAGAGUGCAUCUCCACGGCCACGAUCCUAUUGAUCGCUAAAUCGGCACAAAACCUGCGUCAUCUGUACAUCAAUCGUGCACAGGUCAAGCUGGGCUGUGAUUGGCCCCGAAGCCCCGAAUGGACGGACGAGUUCUACCACUGGUUACAGACAACCUCACAGACGCUGGAAUCCACCGAACGGGAGGUGUCCCGCAUUCUGGACCACCCGUACUGGCAUCUGCUCACCGAGGAACAGUUCCAGAUGGCUUCACUAAUGCGACAUGUAGCUUUUUGAGUACGUUCGUUUCAUCUACCGAACCACAGUCCGGCUGUGAAGUAUACGGGUUGCCGGACCAACCGACCACCCCCGAGGCAGGGCAGAAACCACGAAAAGAUUCAACGAAAAAUUACACCAUCCCCAUCCAUGUACGUUUGUCCUUCGCACGGACACCCGAACCGAUCCGCAGCCAUUGUGUAAGGAAAGGAGUUUUUAAUUAAGCAAAAAUAAUUGAACAAUUUUUCUUCCGCCACGAAUCGAAAAAUGGUUGCCGGUUGACGAUGACGCUAAAGGGUGGGAGAGAAAUUAUAUUAUCAGCGUUAAAUAAUUACACCAGGAAAGUUUUCCGCACCACCAAAGCACGGCGUGCCGACAAAGGACGGCUGCGGAUGUCCUGCGGGUAUUUUUUUUCUUUUCUUCAUUAUGCCAUCGGUCAAACAUUAGUCACACGGUACGCGGUACUGUCGAUGAAGCUGAAGGAAAACUCUUCAAACAAAAACACGCAUACACGCACACACACACACACACGGGCGCGCUGGCCAGUUAGUACCGGAACCUUGCUUGGGCGAGACAAUCCAGCUGUCCCGGGCCAGAGUCCCGAUGGAAAAUUAUCCUAAACUUUUCCGGCUUCAUUAUUCACGACACCUGCCACCUGCUUGGCCACCGGCCCGGACUUUCGGAGGACAUAACGAUACAGGGCGAAUAUUAAAACAACGUGCAAUGAAAAAUGCAUUCAUGUCAGCAAACUUUUCCAUUUUUGUUUUUUUGCUUGCCAAACAUCGGUUCGUACAAUAAGGAUUCGUUAGAACGCUCCGUACACCCUCCACUGCCCGUCCAUUGGGCACACGCCCAUCGAUUACCGGGAGAGUAAACCGGAAGAGGAACCAUGGAUGGCUUGAAGCGUGGCACGGAGAAAACUACUUUUCCCAAACACAAACACAGCCACAUAGCGGGAGGGAAAGAUGUUUUGAGCGGUGGAAAACUUUACCCUUUUGUGGGUGAAAUUCGUCAGCACACUCUGGAGAGCGCCACCGACCCGGGGAACUAAUUGCUAACUAUUCAAUAAAAUUUUACUAUCAAAAACACACAGCGCCCCGGUUCUGUGAUUGUCGACGCGACGAACUUUCUCACUUGAAAUGGUGAUGAUGAUGGUGACGAUGAUGAUGAGGAAGGAAAAGAAUUUGAGAGUUUUUUUUUUUUUUUGGUUCAAACUAUUAUAUCUUGAAGGCUAUGAAAGUGCCACGAUGGGAGCAAAAACUGAUGUUUAAAACACUUUCAAUUUGUGAGGAUCGUUUUUGCUUAAGUGAAGCGUUGAACAGUCGGUAAUAACUUUACAUUAACAUAUAAUGAACACUUCAUUAAAAUGUCGUUUGAGUUGGGAUUUUGCGAGGAGUUGACUGUUGAUUAAUUGCUAUAUUUAUUUGACAGGGAAGCUAAUCAUUUUACCGCUGUCAAGAGUUUUACAAACUAUGCAAGCAGCUUACAUAAAGAAUUGUAGAGUUGUAGUUUGAUACAAGAUAUUGAUUUUUUCCUCCUUGGCACUGUAAGCUAGAAAGGUCUUGGACUGCCAUAGCUGGAUUCCUGUAACAUGAUUUUCCUGCGUACUGGGAGGCUGUACAGAUUGGAUUUGAUUCCCGGUCCUACCGUGUUAAGGGUCAUCUCAAUAUCAUAUUACAUGCCUUCGACAUCAGUGAAAAUAACAAUAUAAUGUUAUGUCUUUUCAUCAGGAAUCAUCAAACGACUUGUAAAUAAGCCCCGCACUAUCGAUUUGUGAUUAAUUGAUCACUUCUCAGAAACAUGGUUCUUUUCUAUAAUUGAACACAUAUAAUGAGCAAUCUAUGACAAGUGUGAUUAAACAACUCCUAACAACUAGUGGCCUUAAGAAGACUAAAUAUUUAAAGAGCAAAAUAAGGAUGAGGAGCAAAAAACCAAAAUAUCAAACCUUCAUCCACAUAGAGAAUGCUUCGCUUUCUAGGGUUACAAUCAACAUGUAGCUGGGAAGCAGUUAAAAAAUAGCCAAAAACUGCUCAAUUUUUUCAAUUUAAUUUUACAAUCAACAAGUUUCUUUGUGGGUAGAAAUGGGUAGAAAUGACAAAGAUUGUUUUGAGUAUCCGGGUCAGAUGUAUAGUAUGGUUUUAUAAAAUGUUGGAGUUACAGAUGCUGUUCCUGGUCCACACGGUUAAGCAAGGCGAGUUCAAACCACCUACAUUAAAGUUUGAUCGUGCAUGGAUACAAGCAUAAUGAGAUAAUUAUAUUCUAUAGCGAACAGACACUUUGAACAGCGCUUCGAGACAUUUUACAGUUGAAGAUAAGAAUCUAUACUUACCUACUUAUCAGGCGCUACAACCGCUUUGCGGUCUUGGCCUGCUGCAACAAUCCUCGAUUCCGCACGAUACCGCAGAUGCUUCAACGCCAUCACUCCAUCGCCAUUUUGGGCCUACCACGCCUCCUCUGUCCGUGUGGACGGCCUAAAAGGACUUUACGGGCUGGGUCGUCUGGUGUCAUUUUCAUGACGUGACCAGCUCACCGGAUUGGCGAGUCUAAUGCGCUGCUCGAUGGUGCGAUCAUCAUACAGCUCCUAGAGCUCGUCGUUGUAGCGGCUCUUCCAUUGUCCUUCCACACAUACGGGACCAAAAAUCCUUCUGAGCAUCUUCCUCUCGAACGCAGCUAAGAGGGCUUCGUCAGUUUUGGACAGAGUCCAUGUCUCAGAGGUGUAUGUGAGUACUGUGACUUUAAAUGUUCUGUACAGUCCCAGCUUCGUCCGUCGCGACAGGUAUUUAGAGUGGAGAAGUUUCCUCAGGCUGUAGUAUGACCGGUUGGCAGCCAGCACCCUUGCGCGUCACUCAACAUCAAUGUUGUUGUCGGUGCUGACUUUUGACCCCAGAUAGGUGAAGUUUUGGACGACUUCGAAGGUGCGGUCACCUAUCAGUACAUCACCUCUGCGUAAAUCAGUGUUUGUUAGCAGGGCCGCUGGUGGUGCCACCAUCAUUUUGGUUUUCGCCUCGUUAAUCUCCAACCCGAGGUUCUGUGCCGCACGCUCGAUCCUUUGGUAAGCUCCUGCUACUUAGGAGAGCCUCAAACCAAUGAUGUCUAUGUCAGCAGCGUAAGAGAGGAUUUGGAUUGACUUAUAGAAGAUGGUCCCCGAAGUUUCCACCUCCCAGUCACGAAUUUAUAAUUGUUGUACAAUUAGCCAAGCAACUCAAAUUGCGUUCUGAUAGCUAAAAUGUGUUGCUCUGUUGAGCAGUUUUUGAAGGUAUUCAAUGAUGAAAUCAAAUGCUUUUGAUUCAAAUUAUUCACAAUAUCUGCCUUUAUUCCUUGAUAACGGCAUCGUUAAGGCUCUAAGAAGCUGAGAACGGACACACAAAAACUGACUCAAUUUGCUUCACUAGUUCCGGCUUGGAGUUGCUGAACGAUCGAUUGGUGACCCUUGUCAACUGUGCCCCAAACAAAAUAAUCCAGAUGAUUAAGAUCUGGAAAGUUGCGUGGCCACACAUUCGACGCAGUAAAGUCAUAAAAAUUGCCAGCCAAUCAUUUGAUACGGAAUCCAGCUGGCAACACAUACAGCCAACCAUUAGCCGCUCUAGUGAUCCAAGACAUAUAGCCAUUGAUAUUGAGCCAAAGCGUUGGUCAAUUUUUUUUAUGAAAAUUUGAAGUGAAACUUACCGCUGGAUGAAAAAAAAUUAUUUUUGUUUCACUUUAUGUAAUGGACUUGCAACGGGAUAGGUUCAAAUUUCUACAGGUAAAUUUCCAACGCAAUCUGUUAUAUUUUUUCACACAAACUAUCGACGACAUAUUAUCCGACACUUGCCUGCAUUGAACGACAUGUUUACUACCUAUUUUCGCUUACCGAUCGAAACCAUAACCUUCCCUGUCAUCAUAACCUGUCCAGGCCCUUGUUUUUUUUUUGUCGUUGCAGGUUUCUUUAUUUAAUAUAAUUCCAUUAAAUAAACUUCAAUCAUCCAAUGUGUUGAUUGGAUGUUUGUCACUGGUGACGGUCAAUGUUUAACAUGGCUGCUGUGGGUGAUGGGCUAUUAAUUUGAUUCGCCACCUGAUGUGGCUCGUCUACGGCCAACAGGAAAAAACAGCUCCUCAAAUGGUAAUAAAUCAACAAUGUUUUAUAUAUCCUUUUUCUAAUAUGUACACGGAGAAGCGGGGGCUCAGAAGCAGACAAACAAAAUUAUACAAAUAGUUUUAAUAAAAAUCUAACAUACGAUUGUAUAAUAUUUACACUUGAAGGGGAAGCUUUUCCUAACAUUUUUCACCCUAACUUCAAUUCGUGUUUUUUUUUUUUUGUUCAACGUGCUGUACAUACCCCCCAAUACCUAGGUUAAGCGAGUUCAAUAUGUGUAAUCAAUGUUCAAAUAAGGGCGAAAAACCUCGCCAUGUACACACGCUCAUUGCGUAUGGAAUAAAAAUCUGUUUCCUGUUUACACUUUUACACCGG
This is a messenger RNA of Anopheles stephensi (Asian malaria mosquito), 6198 nucleotides long. RefSeq lists its product as uncharacterized. The coding region runs from base 219 to 1772 and encodes 517 amino acids. Gene Ontology annotation, molecular function: protein binding. NCBI's taxonomy places the organism in Eukaryota, Metazoa, Arthropoda, Insecta, Diptera, Culicidae. The record is from RefSeq and is a predicted model, not a curated record. The transcript has 6 exons.